GUGAGGGGAAGGGGUAUGUUGUUGGUUGAAGAUGCUUUGUAACUUAAAAGAACUUGGCUACAAUAUGUUGGUUCAGUUUCAUCAAAGCAAUGAUUCUGUUUUUGAUUUAGUCUCUAUAACUAGUUAACGUUAGACAUAUAAACCUUUAUUUGGUUGCUGUUAUUGUCGUUAUUAUCAUUGACUGGCAGCCCGUCCUUGUGAGCAAAAUGGGUGAUGCAAAGAAAAAUGGUUUUCCUGGAAGUUGUCCCGAGUUUGGUGCAAUUUUAAUGUCAAACCACGCUACAAGAGAGGAAUGCUUAAGAAGGAAAGUUUUUGCCCUCCCAUCUUCGCAGUCACACUUUGUGAAACAGGUUAAAUAUGGGAUGAUUUCUAUUCCUGUUUGAAUUUGAGAGGAGAGAACUACAUGGUGUUUUUCAAGCAUGCUCUGAUGGUGCAAUGAAUAUUCUGCCUGGUGGAUUCAGUUUUUCGGGGAAGCAAUUCCCUGCACAGGUCAAAUUCACCCUUAUGUGGUACUGCCAUCCUCUUUCUGAAAAUGAAUUUCAUGAUGCUAUCAGAGAAAACUAUUUUUCCAAAACUAAGUUUAACUUUGGACUCUCUGAAGAUCAGGUUCGAAGGCUUCUAUCAUUGUUCAGUUUGAAGAGGAUGGAAAAUAAGGCACCUCCAUGGUGGUUGAUCGAAAGUAAAGUUGCAAGGAAAAGUGGGUACUCUACAAGUGAAAAUAAAAGACUAGAUAAGUCUACAUUGAGAAACCAUGGAAAAUUAGUUGAUAAUAGAAGCCAAGUACCAAGUGAAUAUGGUGUGGACAACCAUCAUGAACCAGAUAUUUCCACUAUUCACCGAGGGGACUCUUUCUAUAAUGAUGACAGAUCAACUGAUGAUGGCAGAUUUGGAACAUGCACAGGGUAUAAGCAUAAAGCUAGUGCCUUCUUAAAUGAGUGUUUUCAGGAUCUUAUGUGUAAUGAACAUACCACAAGUGACAGGGUGGACACUGAAUGGAAAACUGGAAUUGACCUUCAACAAGAAGUUUCAAUUGGGUAUUCUUCAGGUAAUUUCAGAAGCAUUUCCAAUGAUGUUAGGUUUGCAGAGAGUGAUAGAAUUGAAAUAAAAUGUUACAAGGGUGAUGGUUUUGCACCAACCAUCUCAACAGCACAUCCUAGUUCUUUUCAAUCUAAAGUUAAUCCACUGGUGUAUUCUAGCAAACAUGUUCUAGAAACAGAUUCAUUUGUGAAUGAUCCAACUAGGCCGUCUCCAAUGUUCCUUUCCUCAAUGGAGAUGCAAAAUUCCAAUGUUAGUUAUCCGAUUAAUUUUGAAUAUCAAAAUGUUGCAAAUAGUAUUCCUUAUGAUCCCAAUGUCCCUACUACGAAUUAUAGGGGCUCCUCAUCUUUGGGGUUUAAUCAGGGCUGUGCUUCAUUCCAAGAUGCUAGCUGUGAUAGUUUUGUUGGUCAUGCCAUUGGUACUUCCAAAAAUCAAUCAUUUCCUCCAUUGUUAGAGACUAUAAGGACUCCCAUAACCUCUGAUGUCAACUCUGGUUCUAGGGACUUUGUUACAUUGCCUUAUUCUAAUUCAUAUGAACACUCCAGCAGGACUAUCCUGCAAAGGGCUGACUAUUUAGAUGACCUAGCAGCUGAAUACUCUAAAAUAGAAAGCUGUGGAGAUCGUUCCCUUCCAAAUCCCUCUUUAUCACCUGUUCCUCCUGAAAUUAGAAACAAUGGCAGGAUCGGUGAGCAUUCAUCACCUUAUAGAGCCAGAUCUAGCAAGUUCCCUUCUCUUACAUUUUCUGACAGGCAUCCUAUGUUAUUACAAGAUAGGCAUGAUUUUCAAGUGUGCAAGCGUGACAGGUAUCAGACAUUAUUACAAGACAGACAUGAUUUUCAACUGCAAGAGAGUGACAGGUAUCCUACAUUGAUACAAGACAGACAUGAUCUUCAAGUGCAAGAGAGUGACAGGUAUCUUACAUCAUUACAAGACAGACACGAUUUUCAACGGCAAGAGAGUGACAGGUAUCCUACAUUAUUACAAGACAGACAUGAUUUUCAAGUGCAAGAGAGUGAAAAUGAUGCACAAUUUGGUUAUGAUGGUUUUAUGUUUAAAGAGUGCCAGCCCCAUGGUGGAUCUUUUGUUGAUAACAGCACAAUCAAGGAUGGCAGAUUGGCUAUAUUCAGUAAGGCGGAAUAUGAGUACGAAGAGGGCCAGCAGCAGCUGCAUGUUCAUGAACCGAUAAAUGUUGACUACCAUGAAGUUACUUCAUUGGGAACUGCUCCGUAUCAGAAUGCUGAUUGUAGGAAGAAAAGGAGUAGUGUGUUUUCUCGCUUGGCUUUGCCUCCUAAGAUACGUAAAAAAGAAAGUGACACCUGUCCUAUCACUGCUGACAAUGAUAAGCAUACUUCAAUUGAUGAAGUCAUGGGCAUUCUGCACCAAAGGCGUAAGCAUUGGGCGAAGACAAGUGGUAAACCGUUAGUCAAGCACAAUGCUGCUGCCGCUGCCAACCUUAGAGAUAAAAAACAGACCACCAGGAACGAUGAUCAUCCUAUGAUCUCAAAGGAGAUGAAUCUGAAGUCUACCUCAUUCAGCAAGGAGAAUAGCUGCAAAAAAACUGGAGAGAAUACUUUUGUCGAUUUCAAACGUCGUAGUGCAGUGAGAAAGAACCUUGGAGAUGGUAAGACUGGGAACCAUUGUGAAACUCAGAAUGAAAGGAUUGCAACAGCUGCACAAUGCAAAAGGAGAAAAUUGAUCAGGCCAGACUUUUGUGAGAACGAGUCAUCUGACAGGGGCAUAUCAGGUGAUGCUCCUCAACUUUCAAUAUUACCUUCAACAGAAUGUUCUGUUAAAAAAAAUGCUGAAAUUAUUAGGGUUUCUGUUGUCCAUGUUAAUGAAAAGGAUAUAUCGCAAAAUGUUAAAUUGCCAAAUGCAAUGUGCCAGACUGCUGUUGAAGGCAACAACAGUGACAAGGGAAGUGGCUCAAAUUCAGAUCAAUUUAGUGUGAAGAAGUCUCUUGAUUCAGGAAGUGCAGAUGGUGGAAAAGAAUCAUCAAAACGUAACUGCAUCUCAUGUAUGACUUCUAUUUCUUGUAGGAACAUGUAUGUUGAAGUUGAGCAAGAUAUGACCCCUAAAGAUACAGGAAUGGAUGGAUUGUCUCAAUAUCGAAAUGAUGUGAGCCACCAUUCCACCUAUGACCCGUCUCCAAAAAUCUGUGAAGACCAUGAUGAUGAUGGAGUUGCAAAGAGCGAGUUCAUUCACAGUAUCGAACAGAUGAAUGAAUUGACUCCUGGAUUGUCUCAAGAAGAUCAAGAUGAUAUGAGCCACCAUUCUGCUCAUGAGUCAUCUCAAACAAUCUGCAAAAACAAUGAUGGUGAUGGAGCUGCGAAGAGCGAGUUCGUUCACGAUGUUGAACAGAUGAAUGACUUGACUCCUGGAUUGUCUCAAGACCGAGAUGAUGUGAGCCACCAUACUACUCACGAGUCAUCUAAAAGAAUCUGCAAAGACGGAGUUGCAAAGAGGGAAUUUGUUUACUGUAUAGAACAGAUGAAUGACUUGACUCCUGGAUUGUCUCAAGAUCAAGAUGAUGUGAGCCGCCAUUCUAUUCACGAGUCAUCUCAAAAAACCUGCAAAGACAAUGAUGGUGGAGUUGCAAAGAGCGAAUUUGUUUAUGGUAUUGAACAGAUGAAUGACUUGACUCCCGGAUUGUUUCAAGAUCGAGAUGAUGGGAGCCACCAUUCUACUCCCGAGUCAUCUCAGAAAACCUGCAAAGACAAUGAUGGGGGAGUUGCAAAGAGAGAAUUUUUUUGCGGUAUUGGACAGGUGAUAGACUUGACUCCUGGAUUGUCUCAAGAUCGAGAUGAUAUGAGCCACCAUCCUACUCACGAGACAUCUCAAAAAAUCUGCAAAGAUGACGAUGGUGGAGUUGCAAAGAGCGAAUUUGUCGACGGUCUUGAACAGAUGAAUGACUUGACUCCUGGAUUGUCUCUAGAUGAGUCAUCUUCAAAAAUCUGUGAAGACAAAGAUGGUGAUGGAGCUGCAAAUAGCGAGUUCAUUUACAAUAAUAAUUAAAUGAAUGAUUUGACUCAUGUUGGUGUUGAGAUAUCCAUCAGCACUCUGAAUUAAGGGAUCUGAACGCCAAAUGACAAAGGCGGCCCUGGAGGUCUUGCAUUAGUGUACAUAUAUAUAUUUUGUUGCAGAAACGGGAUUCUCCUGAAAUCAAGCAAAGGCCAUAUUUUGAACUUUUGGUAAGAGAAUGUGUCGACUUUCGGAAGCCACCAACUGCUUCAUAUGCACGAGUAAUGACAAUAAAAUGCAUGUUGAAAUGUUAUUGUGGAAGUACUUUCUACAAUCAGUGAAGGUUUAAGCUGUGGAAUUAGUUGCAAUCAAUGCUUUUCGGAGAAGCUGUAACGUGAUCAUCAGGUAAUGAAAGAUCGUCUCGUGCAAACCAAACUCAUAAGUCACAUCAUGAGAACCGAUGUACAGCUCAUAUGACAUGGCUUAGGAGGGUUUUCUCCUUUUGUUUAAACACAACGAUGUUAUUUUUUUUAAACACAACUAUGGCUUAGGAAAGUUUUAUCCUUUUGUUUAGUGGAGGUAAUUUGUUUUAUUGUACACUUUUUUCUGUUGGUUGUAAAAAAGAACUGUGGU
This is a messenger RNA of Hibiscus syriacus, 4626 nucleotides long. RefSeq lists its product as uncharacterized. Bases 436 to 4047 code for a protein of 1203 amino acids. The record is from RefSeq and is a predicted model, not a curated record. The transcript is spliced from 3 exons. NCBI's taxonomy places the organism in Eukaryota, Viridiplantae, Streptophyta, Magnoliopsida, Malvales, Malvaceae.